Messenger RNA from Gopherus evgoodei (Goodes thornscrub tortoise), 1720 nucleotides. It is a transcript of the gene STPG1, whose product is annotated as sperm tail PG-rich repeat containing 1. The transcript has 10 exons. Gene Ontology annotation, cellular component: germinal vesicle; female pronucleus; male pronucleus. Gene Ontology annotation, molecular function: histone binding; chromatin binding. Gene Ontology annotation, biological process: epigenetic programing of male pronucleus. The coding region runs from base 203 to 1210 and encodes 335 amino acids. Lineage: Eukaryota; Metazoa; Chordata; Testudines; Testudinidae. The record is from RefSeq and is a predicted model, not a curated record.
CAGAUAUUCGCCUGACUGUGAGGAGCCACUCCCGUGGGAAGUGGGAUGAGUUCUACAGUUAUUAUGAAGGAUGUGGUGUUUACAUAGCACAGGGAUGAAGAACUUCCCUCUUUCAGGACCAGCAUAACAUUGAUGUUUUAGAAACAAAAUGGUGACCCUGAGAAGAAGAGUAUUUCCAGCCAGUGGCCAAUAGUUGUGUAACAUGGCUGCCUGCUUUGAGACCUUUUCUGUAGCUACUAGUACCAAAGGAACAGAUGCUGUGCAGAUCGGGAAAGCGUCAAGAGGUUACAAGGUCUCCUCCAUUCCUUAUAAAUACCAGACAAGAAUGAUCCCAAACUCAGAAAAAAAGGGAUUUAAUUCUCAAGCGAAGAGGUUUCAGUAUAACCAGAAUGAAAUUCCAGGCCCAGGAUUCUAUAAUGUCGUUCACCAGUCUGCAGAGAUUAACAGCACCUCACUGUCGAAGAAAGGAACGGGCUACUUUCCUUCCAUGGAUGCUCGUCUCCCACACAACAGAAAACCCAGCUACCCUGCCGCAAAUGCCUACAACCUCUCAUUGGCAUUUCAAUCCAAGCAAGAUUUCAGCACUGGAAACUCCAGCAUGUUUCAGCAACCAAUCGCUAAGAGGAGAGAGCAAACCUCCACCCCAGCGCCCAACCAAUACAACGCCUGUCUAGAUUUCUGCAAGCAAAGGAACAACCUAUGUGCCCGGGCGGUGUUUUUGUCCAAAACCGCAAGAGGAUUAAGCACUGAUAAAACAGAAAAAUGGCCUUCUCCAUGCCAUUACAGAAUCAAUGACUCCCUCGUCAAGAAGUCCCCCAGGAUUCUAGUGUCUUGCUUCAGAUCAAAUACUCAUCGUGAAACAAAGGUGAACACAAUAAGCCCAGGGCCUGCAGCAUAUCAGCUCAGCAACCCCCCUAAAGCAGCAAAGAAGACCCCUUCCAUGCGAAAGCAAAACUUGAAUUUCUCCGCCCCUGCCAUACCUCCAGCUAAAAAUCCACCUUUGCCUGGGCCAGGGCAGUAUGAAGUAGUGGACUACGAAGGCCCACCAAAGCAUUACAUCUCUAGUGCUGUAUUUGUCUCAAACACGGGGCGAUGGAGAGGGGACACAGCUCAGCAAGGGAUACCUGGGCCAGGUACUUAUCUGCCAGAAGUACCAGGGAAACAGUCCUUUAUCUACAAUGUUGAUAACAAGUGGAUUCCAGUACUGUAGGCAUCAGAGCCCCCAUAUUUUGGAGAAAUUCUGCAAAGACUGAACCUCAUUCAAAACCAGCCGUGCAGUUGCUAAUGCAUGGGCAAGCUAUGGUGUCUCCAGCCCUCGUGCUUUAACUGUCCUUAUAGUCUGGCAUCUGCGACUGGUAUUGUGCACAUAUUGCAAACUGAAAGGUGAUCAUUAGGCUGAAAUUGACCUAAGAUCUUCCAAUGAAGUUGAACAAUUCAUGCAAAUAUUGCUUGAUUCUUUUUUACCCUAGGUAAUUAGUGGUCAUGUAUCUUUGGCACUGAUAAAUUCUGGUCAUAUAUUGGCCAGUCACAUGAAACAGAGUGUACUGGCAGUAAUCUAUAUCUUGCUUUUUAUCCCCAGUUGUCUUGGUUGGAACUGCGGUUCCCCUUAUCCUCCAUUUCGACCUCUGGCUUUUAGAAUGCAUGUGUGCUGCUGGAUUAGGUGCACUCUCUCCCUGUAAACACGAAAUAAAUCUGGCUGUGUCCUAGGCCUGACAAUAAU